CUCGCGGAGGCGGAGACGGCGCGGCGGCGGGGGGGCGGAGCUUAGACGCACUCAAGACGCGCAGCCUAUCGAACAGUUCCUCAGUACUCUGAGCGCUGCUUACCUGUGCGCCAAAAAGCCGAUAUUACCUCAGUUGGACCGUCUGCCAUGAAGAAAAUCUGAUAAAAUAUGAUGAGGAUAUUAUUUUUCUGCGCAUGUUUGUCGACGAAAGGAGGAAGCAGCAGAGCAGAGCUGAGAUAAAGUUCUUCAUACCGAAGUGCCUUCAUUCAAAAAAGAUAAUUGCUCCAAGGACAAACAGGUUUUCUUUCAUCCUACCAUGUGCUAAACUUCUCAGCAUUACCCAGAUAAAAAGUAAACAUCUUGAGCAGCCAACCUCAUCAGCAGUCUUGCACCUGCACAAGCUUCUCCCAUGGCCCACCCGUACGAGCCUUGGUUACGGACAGCCCCACCAAGUGGCAGCCAAGAGGACAUGAACAUCCCCUCCUGGUGGGACCUCCACAGGGACGUCCAAUCAGGCAACUGGAUAGACCUGCAGACGGGGCAGGGUGUCAGCUUGCCUUCAGUAAAUCAAGGGAGCUCCAUGGGGUUGCAGCACUCUUUGGGGCCCUACGGAUCUGACCCACAGCUGUGCACCCUACCUCCAGCUCAACUUGCCCACGCCUCCCAUUCAUCUCACCUCUUCCCCCAGGAUGGCUUCAAGAUGGAGCCAAUGGCUCCCGAAAUGCUGCAGCAAGAACCGUUUUCCAUGGAGGAGCCACAGGAGAACACCGUUUCUGCCCGUCCCAAACCCCAGCGCCGCUCCUCAGCCAGAGGAGCCGGCCAGGCAGCGUGCCGCUGCCCUAACUGCGUUCAUGCUGAGCAGCUGGGCCAGAGCACCGACGACAGCAGGAGGAAGCACAUGCACAACUGCCACAUCCCUGGUUGCGGCAAAGCGUACGCCAAGACCUCCCAUCUGAAGGCUCACCUACGGUGGCACAGCGGGGACCGUCCGUUUGUCUGCAACUGGCUCUUCUGCGGCAAGAGAUUCACACGCUCCGAUGAACUGCAGCGCCACCUUCAGACGCACACUGGUGCUAAGAAGUUUAGCUGCUCAUUAUGUCCUAGAGUGUUUAUGCGGAACGACCACCUGGCCAAGCACAUGCGCACACACGAGUCACCACCAGGACACGUGGAGGAGCGAAUAAAUGGAGAGGGGAGGAUGGAUAAGGGCUUUGAUGCACCUGAAACUCCUCAAUCCUCCUCAAACGUGUCCGGGUCAGACGCCACAGAGUCUCUGCUGAAGCUGAAAUGUGAGACAGACCCCUCAGUCUCAGGUGUGACAGGGUAGUCCGGUUAAUUUCUUCACCUUCAUAAGAUUUUAAUUUGUCGUGAGUCAUAGUUUUAAGAUUAAGAAUAGAGAAUUUAAAAAAAAGGUUAGGACAAACUCUAUUCUGAUGAAAGCUGGAUGGAGCAGAAAGAGUGUUCAUCUUUGUUAACGCAUCAACUGGGCUAACUCAGUAAUAAUCUAAACGUUAUUGCACAGAAAAAAAUGAAUACAACCGGGUUUGAAAAUAGAAGAUGGCGAAAGGAUUGCUGCUCAAGCUACCGAGACCAUUGGACUAGGAGACUGGGAUGAGUUUAACUGAAGGUGGCUUGUUAACUUGUUUACAAUUAAAUUAAUCAAAUGUGUCAAUAGAAGUUUUGGAGAGUUGUUUUACUCCACGUUCAAAUACAAGAGUUUAAAGGGCAGCAUGCUUUUGAACGGAGAAACAAGACAGUUUUUGUCUGCAAAUAUAUGUGUGUGUAGUCUACUGUGCAAGUUGUGAUCAGACACUGGAAUACAAUACAGAAUUGUAUCAUUUUAAAAAAGGUCAAUAGCCAUUUGGAAGGUUGAAGUACAUACCACAAAAGGGUGUGUAUAUGCUGGUAUGCAAUAAGUAAAUUCGUAAAAUUGUAAAAUUGUUCGUUCUGGUGCCACCUUAGGUACGAUGGAACGCGUGUUAAUGAGAAUAAUCACACAGUGGGAGGAUGUAAACGUUGGUUAUAGGUCACCAGGUGGACCACAACUAUGCAAACAAACAGGAAUUAAGUGUGAUUAAGAUGUGAAAAGAGGAAACUCACAAAAUCCCAACUAAUUAUAACUAGAAAUGAAAAGUGGUUAGAGCUGCUGAGGAAAUAAUGUGAUGCACUCGUCAAUAAUAACAAUAGUGUAAACUGAGCUGUGUGAUCAUUUAUGCUGAACAUCGAGAAAAAUGCUGCAUGGUCAAAUGAAUCUGUUUGCUACUAACACGACUCCACAGGUCCGUCAAUACAGGCUGCUGCCGCAGCUCAAUGAAACAGAAAUUGGGACAUUUUGCAGUCACAUGAUGUAAAUGUGAACUAAUUACUGCACUAAUUAUUCUCACACAACUCAGCGUUGCUACUGAGUUAUCUAUAUUUUACGGUAUUUGAGAAAGUUGUUUUGGUUUUCAGACCUGCAACUUUACAUUGAAUUCAGCCUUGCGGCUCUCAUCAAUAUCUUUACACGGCGAUGAGAUAUCAAUUUUGUAAAUACAGUUAGUUGUGUUGUCAUCAAAUGUUAAAAGAGCAAAUCUUAAAAGAGCUGUUGUCAAAUUCAUGCCUGAAGAGGUUCCGGCGGUGGUUGAAGCGGUAGGUUAUCCUACCAAUAGUAUCCAGGUGUACCUCAUUUAGUGGGUUUCCAAAUAUCAAUCAGCUUGAGACCCAUUUGCAUGUCUGUUCAAGCUUUAGUCCCAAUCAUCAGCAAACACUGUGUGAGGGGCUUGUCUAUCAACACAUUACAUGAGGAGCCGUUGGUGUGUCAGCAGUUCUUUCAUGUUCAAUGACUCCUUCAACGAAACAGUUUUGAAACAAGUCUCUGAAUUAGCAUGCAGAAAACGACUGUGUUAGCAUAGAAUCAAAUUUAGGUUUAACAAGCAUCAGAAUUUGCUCACUUGUUUUGGAAUAGUCAACUUUCAUAAUCAAUAAUAUGUGAUUAAUAGUUCUGUAGCAAGCAGUGUAGGCAGCUUUACAGUUUAAAAUACUAUUAGGUAUGUAUGUAACCCAUCACAGACACUAGGCAGAGAUUUCUAUAUAUUUAGGGAGCUUGCAUUAUUGGAAGCUCACAACUGCUGUAUUUAUGUAAAGGAGAUAAUAAAUGGAAGACUAUGCUUAAAGAUUAGUCAAUUGUUGUGUUUUGACUAUUUAUAUUAUUUCUAAUAAUAUUCUUCUAAUAAUAGUCUUCUUUUAUUUUCGUCAGUAGAAUAAAAUGGAUAACUAUAUUAUGGAUUUGUUGAUGUAGUGAAUGUUAA
Messenger RNA from Pungitius pungitius (ninespine stickleback), 3287 nucleotides. It is a transcript of the gene sp6, whose product is annotated as Sp6 transcription factor. Gene Ontology annotation, molecular function: DNA-binding transcription factor activity, RNA polymerase II-specific; RNA polymerase II cis-regulatory region sequence-specific DNA binding. Gene Ontology annotation, biological process: regulation of transcription by RNA polymerase II. NCBI's taxonomy places the organism in Eukaryota, Metazoa, Chordata, Actinopteri, Perciformes, Gasterosteidae. Bases 410 to 1327 code for a protein of 305 amino acids. The record is from RefSeq and is a predicted model, not a curated record. The transcript is spliced from 2 exons.